UCAAAAAGUAGCAGCUUCAUGUCGCGCUUUAAAAGUUGGUGACACGGUUGAACUUGCCGGUAUAGAGAAUGUGAGAUACUAAAACUUUCUUGUAAAACCAGCUGGACACACAGCAGUCAUCUACUGAUCAUUUAAUCCUGUUGAACGGUUUCUUAUAGCCCAAAGAGAAAAUGGCCUUUUCUACCAGUGCUAAGAUGAAUAAAGCUGUGAAGCAGGAGUACAUGGCCCUGCCACAGGGAGGCAAAGUGCAGGCUAUGUACAUCUGGAUUGAUGGGACAGGAGAGGGACUCCGUUGCAAGACCAGGACUCUGGACUCAGAACCCAAGUCAAUUGAAGAACUCCCAGAGUGGAAUUUUGAUGGCUCCAGUACAUACCAGGCUGAGGGCUCGAAUAGUGACAUGUACCUCAUACCAAAGACCAUGUUUAGAGAUCCAUUCAGGAAGGACCCCAACAAGCUGAUCCUUUGUGAGGUUCUCAAAUACAACGGAAAACCUGCAGAAAGUAACCUUCGUCAUACGUGUAAAAAGAUCAUGAAGAUGGUGGAGGACCAGCAUCCGUGGUUUGGAAUGGAACAGGAAUACACACUCCUUGCCAUGGACGGUCAUCCUUUUGGCUGGCCCACAAAUGGUUACCCUGGACCACAAGGUCCUUAUUACUGUGGUGUGGGAGCAGAUAAGGCCUUUGGCAGAGACAUUGUUGAGGCCCAUUACAGAGCAUGUCUGUAUGCUGGAGUUCUGAUUUGUGGCACCAAUGCAGAAGUCAUGCCUUCUCAGUGGGAAUACCAAGUGGGUCCUUGUGAAGGCAUUGACAUGGGUGACCACCUGUGGAUCUCUCGUUUUAUCAUGCACAGGGUGUGUGAAGACUUUGGAGUUGUGGUCUCCUUUGACCCCAAACCCAUGACAGGCAACUGGAAUGGUGCUGGCUGCCACACCAACUUCAGCACUAAGGAUAUGCGAGAGGAUGGAGGCAUCAGGUAUAUUGAGGAGGCUGUUGAGCGGCUGGGCAAGAGGCAUCCCUACCACAUUCGUGUCUACGAUCCAAAAGGAGGGCUUGACAAUGCUAGGCGUCUAACUGGUCACCAUGAAACAUCCAGCAUCCACGAUUUCUCAGCUGGCGUGGCAAACCGUGCUGCCAGUAUCCGAAUCCCAAGAACCGUGGGCCAGGAGAAGCGAGGUUAUUUUGAGGAUCGCCGUCCCGCAGCUAACUGCGAUCCAUAUGCUGUGAUGGAAGCAAUCAUUCGCACUUGUCUACUUAAUGAAGAAGGGGACUAG
This is a messenger RNA of Tachysurus vachellii, 1271 nucleotides long. Its product is annotated as glutamine synthetase-like. The record is from RefSeq and is a predicted model, not a curated record. Gene Ontology annotation, cellular component: cytoplasm. The transcript is spliced from 6 exons. Lineage: Eukaryota; Metazoa; Chordata; Actinopteri; Siluriformes; Bagridae. Gene Ontology annotation, molecular function: glutamine synthetase activity. The coding region runs from base 171 to 1271 and encodes 366 amino acids.